This is a messenger RNA of Homarus americanus (American lobster), 7195 nucleotides long. RefSeq names its product protein salvador homolog 1-like (gene sav). Gene Ontology annotation, biological process: hippo signaling; apoptotic process; regulation of cell population proliferation. The record is from RefSeq and is a predicted model, not a curated record. The transcript is spliced from 6 exons. The coding region runs from base 301 to 1593 and encodes 430 amino acids. Lineage: Eukaryota; Metazoa; Arthropoda; Malacostraca; Decapoda; Nephropidae. Gene Ontology annotation, molecular function: molecular adaptor activity; protein binding.
CUCGGUAAAGGUAAACCUUAACAGUGGUGGGUUGGUGGCACUGUCAGGCCCGGCUGAGAUCUCUCUCCUGGAGGCUGGUCCUGCGUAAAUGUUGCCACACUAUAAGAAAUUAGGUUGGCAACAUUCAAGGAAUACUAAGAAUUACAAGAUCUGUAGAAAACAGAACAAAACAUAGCUAGUCAUGGAAUACUAAGUCAACUUCAAUGUACAGUAUCAGUGUGGUGAUGGCUAGUUAAGGCAUCACCGAGCUGGAGCAGAGGUGACCUACUGAAUCAGCAGCUGUCUCAUACUGUCUCCAACAUGUUGUCUAACUCCCGCAAAAAGGAUACAACGGCAAGCUGUGACAGCUUAGCAGGAAAAUAUAUCAAGAAAAAAUCUCCUCCUGAGGUGCCCAUCAUUAAUGUCUGGCCUAAUGCAAGUCAAAAUGAUAUGAGAAAGAGAAAAAGUACCAUCACUCCACCAUAUGUUAGUAGCAGCAACCCCCCUUCUCAUCAGGCUUCACCGAUGGUUCAAAAAUACUCAACUGGAUCAAGGACGCCAAUGAAUGGCAUGUCUCAUGGAGGCACAAAAGGAAAAUACACACCUAAUGUCGGAGAAGUUGUUCAGCGCCUGGGUGGCUUGUAUUUAGGGAGCCGAGGCAGUUUAGAUGGAAUGCUGAAGCAGCAGGCACCCUCUUCCCCAGCUAUGUUUAAUCAUACUUAUAUUAACCGCUAUACUGGGUCACAGCACAGUCUGGAUCAAAUAUUAUAUGGUCCAAGUCAUAUUAGAACUCCUCUAGAUCAAACAGCACAGGGUGUAAGUUACUCCUUCUUAGUGCAGUCAGGACAAAAACAGUUAUCACAGUCUAAUACUCACCUAGGAAGUGGCUCACCACAGCCUCCCUCUCCAAGAUUAGAGCAAGAGCUUCCACUUCCUCCAGGAUGGUCUGUUGAUUUUACAUUAAGAGGUCGUAAAUAUUAUAUAGAUCAUAACACUAAGACAACACACUGGUCACAUCCUUUGGAGAAAGAAGGGUUGCCAGCUGGCUGGGAGAGAAUUGAGUCUCUCGAGCACGGAGUCUACUAUGUUAACCAUAUCACCCGGCAAGCUCAAUAUGAACACCCUUGUGCACAGCAGUAUCUUCCAAGAAUUCCUGAGAAUACUGUUUUAGGACCUCAUAGGGCGUUACCAAUUCCACAUCAUACUGAUUUUCGCCAACCUCUAUCACUGAUGCCAGCCUCACCCUACUUACAUGAAGAAAUACCAUAUUGGCUGCGUGUGUAUUCUCAAGCAUCUCCAGAUCACGACCAUAAGUUAAGAUGGGAACUUUUCCGAUUACCUGAGCUUGAUUGCUAUCAGGCUAUGCUUAAUAGACUUUUUAAACAUGAACUUCACGGCAUUGUUAUGAGCUAUGAGAUGUAUCGUAUUGCUCUCACACGGGAAAUUGAGCGAAGGAUGCAACAGAUGAACAUGCAGACAAGACCAGGAAAUAGUAGUGGAGUAACUAUUACAGAAAUAAAUGAUGAAGAUCCACACAGUGAAAAUGUAUCAACACCAGAACAUUUCAAGCAACAGAUAUUAAAUGCUGACAACUUAUUUGAAUCCAAAGUGUAAUAUUUGCCAACACAUGUAUUAAGUGCACCUAGUGGGUCUAGAGUGACUGACUUCCUGAAUAUUUUGAAGACUGUAUGGCUUUUUUUGGGGGCAGCUUUUCAGUGGGGAAACUAUUAGUGUUAUGUAGAACUCUUUUUAUAGUCUUGCCUGUGAUUUUUAGAUUCUAAUCUGAUGUUUGGCUGUGCAUAGUGAAGUAUUAGUUUCUGGUGUUGCACCCGUUUCUGUUUCUGUUACCAAAGAUAAAGAGGAAAACCUUGGUGGGGUAUUUUGCUUUUAAAUGCUUCUUGUGGUAUUGCUCAUGUGACCUGUCCAAGCUGCACCGUGUGAUGUUUGGGGAGGAGAGUAUAUCGGCUGUAAAGUGUGACAGCAUCCAAAUACCAGUACCAAUAUAGAUCAGUAGUUAUCCUACCUUCUUGAACUGUUUUCAAACUUCCUCGGACACAUUCAAGAUAAUUCAAGAACUUAGCAAAGAGCAAAGCCAGAAUUGAUAACCAAUUAUGGGGUUUGAUGGAUUUGCUGAAUCAUCAACUGUCUUGGCUUCAUUUAAGAAAAUUACACAAAACUGGGAGAAACACUGUAGCACACUGCACUCUCUAGCAGACCAGAUCAUGGGAAUGGAAAGAUGUGAAAAGGAUAAUAUAAACGUGCAAAAGGAAACAUUCUUAGCAGUCCAGAUUACCAUCCAGUCCAAGAUAAUGGAGGAACUUCAUAACCUCUCAGAAGAUAUAGAGGACAUGAAGGUUCAGCACCUAACCAUGACCUCCCUCCUCAACAAAGUAAUAGCUCGAUGUCAGCAGCGUCUGGACCAGAACAAUAAGAAUGCACCAGAAUUCCUACAGCUACAGACAGUUAACUCCAUCAAUAACCAUAUGGCUAUUUUAAUUGCCAUGAAAAAAAUUCCCCUACAGAAUGCAAAUUCAGAUGAUUUUCAAUCCCUGCAAUCAUUUAAGCAGAUAAAUUUUUCAACUAAACCUAUUGAAUAUGAGCUGGAGAAAAUAUCCAACUUUUGUGAUAGAUAAUAAUGAAUAUCCAUAACAUGCAACUCGGUGCAGGAUUGUGUACAAAGAAAUUACAAAGUAUUGUCCUUGCAGGCAAUCUUUACCCCCUACAGGGUUGCACAUCUAACACAAGUAGUCAAAUUCUUUGCCGAAAUACAGUAAUUGGUUUGCUGGCUUUGCUCUUACAUAAAAGAAAUAUGAACAUAUAUAAAGAAUGAAGGAUUACUUCAUCAUUGUCAAGUACACACAAGGAGAUAAGUAGAAAUAUUGAAGUAUAAAAAUUUUAAAGUAAGGAGAAGCAAUGAUGAUAAACGUGAUAAUUGCAAAUCUUUUAGAUUAUAUACUGUAUAUUGUAUUAUAAGAAUACAAGGCAGGCCAUCAAGAGUUGGUGCACUGUGAAUAUGGCUAAAGAAGUGAACAAUGGAAUGGGGGUGGGUUUAAUUUCUGUGCUUCUUCCACUUCAGUGCUGGUAUAUGUACAGUAGCUUAAAAAAAGUAUCUUAACAGGGUGAGUCCGAUGACUUCCGAUAUUAGAUGUACAACUCACGAUGUCUCGGGAGGGUUGGUUUGCAUGUCUUCGUCCACUGCCAUUCAGUAUCCAACACGGGGUGAGUUGGCAUAUAGGAAUAUAAUAAACAGUUAAGUGAUUACUAUCACAUAGUUUGAGAUGACAUAAAGCCUAUCCCAAUACCUAUCGUCCAUGGUCUCGUAUUGUUUCACGCAAUAUUGACAGAUAUUUUUUUAGCUACUGUACAGUACUGCAUAUCUUACAUUUUCCCAAAGGAAAAACCUCCUCCAUUCAGAAUGUGAUUACUGUACUCAUAAAUAAAUUAUGAUUAUCACAUACUGUGUGCAGUAAUAUUUAUUGUAUAUUUGGAUUAAUUUUUAUUGAAUUGGCAUUAAUCUGUAAUUAAUAAGUUAUGGUCACAUAUUUUACCUUGAAAUUUAUAUUGGGAAAAAAUCUUAUCAAUUAACCCAAUACAAUAUUGGUAAAAAAAAAAUUUGGGGCCUUUGCAUUUUGUUUAUCUACCAGGUUUGUCAGAUGCUCAAUAACAGAGAAAUAUAUAUUAUCAUGAUUAACCUUUGUGGUAUUGGUUCAAAAGGAAAGAAUAAACAUAAUAGCAAUCUAGGUGCAUAUGAAUAUCUCAUAGUGAAGAUUAUACUGUAAUGAGGGUAUGAAGGUUAAGAAAAGCCUCAAGAGAAGUGGUAGUCAAGGGAGAUUGAAGAACAUUGAACAGGUGGAUCCAUGGAGGUGGGUCCUGGGAAUCCGAACCCCUCUUUUCCUCGGAAAAUUCCAAUACUUUUUCUAUAAUGCAGUAUUGUGCUUAGAUGUUUUUGUAUAGCAAAAAGUAAUUAGUAUUGACUUCAGAAUAUCUCCUAAUAUCAAAUGCACAUGGCUUCAAAUUGCCCAUGAUACUAGUUGGAUUUAAAAAAAAAAAUCUUUGGGGAGGGGGGGCAUACACCCCCCCCCACACACACACACACACACACACACACACACAAAAAACUCGACUGAGUGGGCUCGCAGAGCUCGCCAUGUUACCUCCCCCAUAACUUCUUGGACCCCCCCAUUUUGAUAUUCCUGGAUCUGCCCUUGUUGAAGGACAUUAAUAUUCUAACUUUGUAAGUGUUUAUAAUGUAAUUUCUCAUGUGAUAAAUGUAAAUUCAUAAGAAUAGACUUAUCCCACUUUAGGUUUGGGAAUGAAAAGGUGAUGUAGAGAGACAAAGUGAGAAAUUUCAUGAAAGAGAGAAAACGAGUGUGAACGUGUGUGUGUAUACAGUAUAGAAAGAUAAGGUGGCCUGUGAGUGUGUGUGAAUAAUAGUGUGCUUGAGUUAGGAAGACAGAGAUGAGUGUUAGUGCAGGAUGCUCAUACAUGUACUGUAAUGGUGUGUAAUUCUCCAAGGAGUAUGGUGAAGAUUUCAUAAUACAGCAUAAAGUGGUAGUUCCCAAUUUACAAAGAUCCGGUUUAUUAAAAUCCAAAGUUGCUACGGAAAUUUUUUUUCCAAGGUUUGAUUUUCAAACAAAAAUAUUCUUUUUUUUUCCACAGUAUCAGAAGAUGGUAAAGUGCUGCCAUAGGUAUAUCAGUGCUUUCCACAUCAGACCUGUUCAGUUUAUAGACACACAGCUUUACGUGAAAAUAAAAAAAUGUCGAGAAAAUUGAGGAGAUACUGAAAUCCUUGAUGUCUGAUACAAGAUUUGGAUGGCUAGGAGAAAACUUCUGAAUGAUGGUAAAACUGAGAUUAUCGUCAUCCAAGGAAAUAAGAAGGGAGACAGCACAGAUGAUUUUGGCUCUUUUAUACUUUGUCGAAGUACAAAUAAGUUCUAUUGAUUCUGUUUGUAAUCUUGGAGUGUACUUUGACUCAUAACUGAAUUUUUAGAGCACAUAAAUUCAAUCAUUGAAGAGUUGCAACUUUCAUAUUCAAAAUCUAUAUGCUGUUAAAACAGUUUUUCGAAAUACAGUAUCUUUUGACACUAUUAUAUUCACUAUUUUGUCUCCGGUUGACAAUUGUAACUAUGGGUCUGCCUACCUAAUUAUCUACUGAAGAAAGUUCAAGCAGUGUUCAACAGGGUUACCAAGCAUAUUUUUGCUUUCCCACCAAGGGCUACCGCCUCCCCAUUCGUGAUAGAAUUACAUUGGUUUCCAAGUAAAGCUAGGAUAGUUCAAAAAGUCUGUCUAAUGACUUUGAAGACACUAAUGUUUGGCCAACCUACUAAUUCCACUGACUAAACAUUUUGAAAUGAUUUUGCAUAGUAUUGAUGUUCUUUUGUACCUCGAGGAGCUUUGAGCAGUAUGUGAAUGUUCUUUUGCUGCCCAAUCAGUUGCCUGCAUCCAAGAAGCAGCUGACUUCUGUGGAGGCCUUUAUGAAACAAUUUAAGACCUUUCUUUUUGAGAGAGAGAGCUUAUAAUCCUGAUCAGGAUAUAUGGUGUUGGAGAAUUACAGGGCUUAAGAAGUGUUACAAAUUAUCUGUAUAUGAAUGAUAGAAGUUGAACUGUCACGUUUUGUGAUCUUUUAUUGUAGUACAGUAGUAGUUUUUGGGCACUAGUGAAUUUUUAGAAGAAUGGCACUUUUUAGAAACAAAAGACCAGCUAUUAUUAUUUAUUAUUACCAACCUUAAGUACCGUACUGUAUUUAAGAGUGGUUAACUAAGUUAACAAUAUAAUACAUGUAGUGUUUCAGUUAUCAUGGCUCACAGGAUUGCUAUGUGAAGUAGUGGCAAGGCACUUAAGGUACUUCCACUGGAAAUGCUGUGUAUAGUAUCCCAGAGUUUGAUUUGAUGUCACUGGAGAGAAUAAAAUGUUAAAUGAAUAAGUUUAGCAUUUCUUCUUUAGAGUAAGCCUCAUCAAAAAUUAAAUCCAGUGAAAACAAAAUAUUCCAAAAUCUAUAUGCAGUAUACACAGUACAGUGUUCGUAAAGGUAUCCCCCGAUUUAUGAUGGGGUUACGUUCCUGAAAAACUCAUCACAAAUUGAAUUAUCAUUUAUCCUUGAAUUUAAUUAUCAUUAAUCUGAUUCAGUGGGAUACGUUCCCAGCCAGUUCAACACCCAUAUUUAUCACUGAAAAAAAUUCCUACGCUAAUAAAAUGACUAAGACAAUUAAACAACACUCGCUACAUCAUUAAAAAUUUAGCCUGGUUGUCAUCACAUGUUCCCUUUGAGGUUAAGGGGAUCUUGAAUGUUUAGUGGAGAUGUCAUUCUGACUCCCACAGCUUCUGGGGAGUUUGGAGAGAGUGGGAGUCAGAGUCCUAGGAGGGUCUUUUACUUGGGGACAAGGUGUAGGCUUUGGCCUGACCUCAAAGAAGGAAGAGUCUCAGCAACACACCUGCUAGUCAUUUUCCAAGUUACAGUGCUCACUUCACUGUCACAAAAAUAGAGCAAAAGCAGUUGUCACAAUCACAAAAACUAAAUACUGUAACCAAAAGUACCCGGUACAGGUUGGAUCUCGUUAAUCCGGGAAGCUUGGGAUCUCACCGGUUCCGGAUUAGUGAAAAUUCUGAAUCCUCGAAACCGAGGUUAAAAAAGGCAAAAUAAUGCAUAAAAUGUACUAUUACUGUUUAAUUUCUUCAGUAUAGGCACCUAUUCUAAAAUAGUUAAUGCCACAUUACAACCAUUUCCACUGCUUGCUGGUCUCUUAGAAGGCAUAUUUAGGGGGUAAAUUAUAAGUAUUUAAAGGGAAAAUAGUGGCAACAGCCACUAGAAGUGAACUAUGACACCUUCCCGAACCAUCGAAGCUGCCGGACUAUCAGGUCCCGGAUUAGCGGGGUCCAGCCUGUACUGUUGUUUUUUUUUUUUUUUUUUGUCUAUAAAAUGGUGAUAUUUAUUCAUGUGUGAUUCAUGUUAAGAAAAAUCUGGCCAGUGAUGUUAAAGUCAGCUGCCCUCUGUUAAGUAGACUUGAUCCCUUUACACGACGAAAGUGAGUGGGAGUUAUAUGCAUUGCACACCCCCAACAUGGCUCAAUAUUAUUGCACAAAAAUCUGUCUGACACCCAUAAUCAUAGAGGCAAAAUGGUAGAUACAGGUAUGGCAGGUAUGUACAGCCAUUGUCAAUACAAUUAUCUUUUUGUGUUCAGAAAAAAAAACGAAAAUGCAUUGGUGGAUGAAACAAUGG